AUGGUCUUCAUCCAGUUUGGCUCUGGAUCUAGUUCCCCUAGGGCCCGCAUCUCCCCUGUGGACCCCAGCUUCAUGGGCAAGGGAGAGGAGGCAAGGAGAGCAGGAGCCCAAAGAGUGAGGGGGCCAAAAGAGAGACUGGAGCAGAAGAGAGCAAAACAGGAAGAAUCCUGUGUGCUCUCUGGAGAAGAGGAGGGGAGAGAGAACAAACAAGUGGAAAGGUGGUGGUGUGACAGCUCUUGUGCAGCAGAAGAUGCUCCCCAGGCUCACCUGCUGCUGCUGCUGGUCAGUCAGGAAGCUGAUGGUCCACUGACAGAUCAGAGUGAAAAAGUGGAUGAAACCACUACAGAUGGUGAAGAUUCAUCCCCAGGAGCAAAUGUUUCCAUUAAACCCACUGUGACUCUGCAACACAACUGGUCUCCAAUAUUCAGAGGAGAGAGAGUCACUCUGAGAUGUGAGAUCCAUGGAGGUGGAGGAACUGAGUGGACGUAUGAAUGGAGACCAACCAGCAGAUACUCUGAAACAUUCAGUGAAUCCAGGACCAUAACAGCAGACAGUGACUCCUACAGCUGCAGAGGAAGAACAAACUAUAAGUUAACUCAAUGGAGUGAUUCUUUUUCAUUAACUGUUUCAGAAAAACCAAGAGCCAAACUGACAGCAGAGAAAACAAUCAUACCAGCAGGAGGCAGUAUAACACUGACCUGCUCUGUGCCCAGCUCUGCUGGAUGGAAGUUUGACUGGUUCAGACAGAAGUCAUGGUAUCAUGCAGCUCAGUCCAUCAGAAUCAAUGAACCUGAUGGAUUUCUCAGAAUCUCAGAGGGAGGUCUAUACAGUUGCAGAGGAGGAAGAGGAGAUCCAGUUUUCUACACU
Messenger RNA from Cyprinodon variegatus (sheepshead minnow), 867 nucleotides. RefSeq lists its product as uncharacterized. Gene Ontology annotation, biological process: cell surface receptor signaling pathway. Lineage: Eukaryota; Metazoa; Chordata; Actinopteri; Cyprinodontiformes; Cyprinodontidae. The record is from RefSeq and is a predicted model, not a curated record. The annotation marks the transcript as partial. The transcript has 6 exons. Gene Ontology annotation, molecular function: transmembrane signaling receptor activity.